Molecule: messenger RNA, 1770 nt
Organism: Macrosiphum euphorbiae (potato aphid)
Lineage: Eukaryota; Metazoa; Arthropoda; Insecta; Hemiptera; Aphididae
Source: the annotation of a GenBank genome assembly
AUGACUGAUGAGAUUACGGAAUCGUCAUCGUACCGGACGCUGGUGAAGUGUGCUCUAAGCCUCGGCCUGCCCGGGAAUCUAAAGAAAGACGAGUAUGUUGAAUUAUUGAGAUUACAUCGAAUGGGAUUUCACUUUGAGUGUAAAACGUUGGCGCACAUUAUGAAAACGAAAAGACAGAGUUUGAAAAAAACCGGUAACAAGAAGCUUCUAAAAAAGCGAUCCGUGGGAAGACCUCGUAAAUCAAAAAUUAAAUAUGAAGAACUGUCAUCUGAAACUUCAUUAGAGUGUAUAGAAAUGCGUACACAAGUAGCUAGAAGUAUUCCAGUUGAAAGAGCUCAAAUCCGCUCUACUGUUAGACAAUCGAAGCCUAAUUCUGAAGCUCAUGUGUCCUCUUCUAGCUCUAUGGAGAACAUUGUCUAUCGACCUCCAAUUGCAAAGACUACAAGUGCACUUUUAAGAAAUAUGUUGCUUUCAACAGAUAGAACUAGGUUUAAUAGAUCUUCAACAAAUGCUAGUCUUACUAUUUCAAACAGUAACAAUCCAUAUUGUAACUAUUAUCAGUUGGACAAAUCAAAAUCUCUAAAUCUAGAAGGUUUGCAUAGAGCUUCAUCGUUUGCUGAAAACUCAUCUCGAAUAAAGUGGAAAAACAGCAAUAAAAAGUUAAACAUACCUACAAAAGAAAUCAAAUCUACUGUACCUGGAAAUGGUUACCUAUCUAACCUUCAAGCUUUUCCUGAUAUCCCACAACUGGCUGAUGUAGACAUUAAUGCUAGUUUUGAGCUAGAUAACUCUAACUAUAGCAUAAAUGAUCACACUGAUACAGAAACAACAGUGCUAUGUAUUGAUGAUUCUGAUACUUUGAGUAAUGAGUCUGCAGAGAACAUUGAAAAAGAGCAGCAAGAGUUUGAUCAACGUUGGGCUAUGUCAGUUCGUAUGGAAAAUGGAGAAAUGUCAACACCGUUUGUUAACUGUGAAACAUUUAAUCCAUUAGACGAUGUUUCUCUGUUAGGGCCACAAGAUACAGCAUUAGUACAAAAUGAUAUUAUACAAAAUUACAUAGAAACAAAUAAUGUCCAGUUCAUGCAACUUCCAGAUUCCAGUUGUGAAGUGAUUAGAACCUUGCAGUACUAUGAAUCAAGAUUAUUAACAAGUCCUUGGUCUUUUCCAGAACAUUUACAGAAUCAUAAUGAGUCUAUUUCAAAUGAACUGACGGUGCAAGGUGAGCAACAGGAUCAAAUAAUAGGAUCAAACCACACUCUAGCAGAAUUUGCAAACAUGCUUCCUUGUCCAAUUGCUGGUUGCUUAUGGUAUUCACAUUCUGCAACUUUAUAUGUUCAUUUGUUUACAUGUCACCAAGAAAUGAUAUACUAUGGAAAUUCAAUUUCACAUGUGUUCAGAUGUCAAGAUAUACAAAAUUUCUGCUUUUUUACUCAUUUACAAUUCAUACAAAAUACCAUUUAUAUAAUCACCGUUGCAUUUGAUAGCUAUAGUCGCACAUUUGUAGCCACCAUUCAGCAUGUUUCAUCAUAUGGUGACAAUACAAGUGCUUCACAAACUACAGCUAUACUGACCACUAGUAAUUUUUGUAACGAUAUUGAUCAACAUUCAUGGAGUGGCCCAGUACAGCCUUACAGUGUUCCAUUGGAUGUACUACAUGCUGAUGGUAGAUGUUUAUUCAUUGACCCUACCAACUCUGAACAGAUGAUUAUCAAUGUUAACUUGACAGUGCCAUUGAUUUAUUCAAAUGAUUCAAUGUUUGCCUGUUUAUGA